AUGGGUAAACGACUCUCGGACCUAUGUUUAUCCUUUCUAGACCAAACUAAUUUUACUGUCACAUCCUUAACUGCAUGCUUCAUCCUGUAUUCUAGAUCGACAGGGGUAAUAUACUUUACUGCAGGGGCCGUUUGUUGCAGCCUAUCUGUAAAAGUGGUCAAAAGGCUUAUCCGCCAGCCUCGUCCAGCACAUAAUCCUGGCCGAAAAAUGAAAGUAACAUAUGGCAUGCCUAGCACCCAUUCUGCUACAAUCAGCUUCUUUGCGACAUACAUACUCCUGGCAUGCAUGUAUCUCCCUAUUCACCCAUCACUUCAUCCUGAGCAUGCAUUCCGUGUUUUCCCGCCCCUUGUCUGCCUUCCCUGGGCAGCAACGAUUGUGAUGUCCCGGGUCUGGCUGGGGCAUCAUACAUGGCCUCAGGUUAUAGCAGGAGCAUCUUAUGGUGUUACGUUUUCUUUAAUGUGGUUUGCUAUGUGGGUUGGAGGUCUCAAUGACUCUGAGGGCACCAGGGCAAUCGAAAAAUUGGUUAGCAGUGUAUGUCAAUCUCAAACUCAUACCCCGACUAUCAUGGACGACAACGACCCUAUUAACCAAUUUUUCCCUGGCGAAGAAGAAGUGGACCUAUAUGCAGUACUCUCGCUCGAGAAGGACGCCACAAUUGAGGCAAUCAAAAAGGCUUACCGUCGCCUUGCCCUCGUUUAUCACCCAGACAAACACGCGUCUGCUACAGAGGAAGCCAAAGAAAACGCGUCCAAAAGGUUCCAGCAAAUAGGGUUUGCCUAUGCUGUUUUGAGCGACAAUAAGAGGAAGGCACGGUACGACUCUAGUGGCAGGACAGAUGAAGGUUUCGAGCUAGGAGCAGGUGACGAUGGAUGGGAGGCAUACUUUGAAGAAUUGUUUGACCGUGUCACUCGGGGAAAGUUAGAUGAAAUGAAAAAAGAAUAUCAAGGCUCCGCUGAAGAAAUGGAAGACUUAAAGGCUGCAUACGAGACGACGGAGGGCUCUUUGGGAGAACUCAUGACUUAUAUUCCGCACUCGACUCAUGAGGAUGAAGAACGCUUUAUAGUCGCCAUUACUGAGUUGAUUAAGAAAGGCGAACUCAAGUCCACUGCCACUUGGCGCUCAACCUCUAAAGAUGAAAAGGCCAAGAUGGUGCGAAAGAAAGAGUCAGAGAAGGAGGCCAAAGAGGCUGAGGCAUUGGCCAAAGAACUAGGGGUCUGGGAUGAAUUUUAUGGAAGCGGCAAGGCUACUGAACGCAAGAAGGCGAAGAACAAGGCCAAGGAAAAAGAUGGUGACGAGGAGGCUCACGAAGACCACUCAACACUGCAAGCGCUAAUUCUUAAGAAGAAACAGAAAAACAUGGAUGGAUUCUUCGACAGUCUUGCCGCAAAAUAUUCAGAACCGGCGCCCAAGGCAUCCCGAUCUAAAGGCAAGAAACGUUCUCAUGAUGUGGCUGAAGACGAUGACUCCCCCAAGAAGAAAUCUCGUUCCAAUGUUCCCCCUCCCCAGGAGAUUGAUGAUGCCGAAUUUGCCAGAUUGCAGGAUAAGUUGUUCGGAGAUAAAGAUAAGGCCAAAGCAUCGUCUUCAUCUCCAAAGAAAAAAGGGAAGGGCCGUAAGGCUAAGUAA
Psilocybe cubensis is the source of this 1623-nucleotide messenger RNA. RefSeq names its product putative J domain-containing protein. The record is from RefSeq and is a predicted model, not a curated record. The transcript has 5 exons. Gene Ontology annotation, cellular component: nucleus; cytoplasm. Bases 1 to 1623 code for a protein of 540 amino acids. Gene Ontology annotation, molecular function: heat shock protein binding. NCBI's taxonomy places the organism in Eukaryota, Fungi, Basidiomycota, Agaricomycetes, Agaricales, Agrocybaceae.